UAACUGAACAUUUCGCCGGCCGCUUUGAGGCUAAAAGCGCAUGCGCAAACACGCCGCGUUUGGUUUGGCAGCACUGACUGAUCGCGGAUUCGAGCUGAAGAAAAAGAAGAAAAACUUGAUCCUGAUAUUCAGUGAUAGUUUCUCGCAUCAUUUUGUAGUAGAACACUGUGUCAGCGUGUUAGUGACUUCGAAAAAGUAUAAAUUCUCUUUUCUACAUAAGUUAUCUCCUACAUUUACGGAUUCUACUGUAUUUCACGAUUUUAUCGUUUGUGGAAAUACCGCGUGCUUCGUCUAUAAAGUGUCAUAUAAAGGUGUAGGUGUUUUCAAUAUUGUCUAAGAGAAAUAUUUUAUCGUCUGUUUUUUUAUCUUUUUAAAGUGAUCAUAAAGGAAACAACAUUUUUAGCUGAUAAGUGGUCCUGAAACAUACUACAAAAUGUGUGCCGCAAGGUCUUUUUUCAGAGCAAUAGUCCGAAGAAAACCUUUAGAAGUGGAUUUACAAGAAACUAAACUUAACAGAUGUUUGUCAACAUUAGAUUUAACAUCACUUGGUAUUGGCAGCACCCUUGGCUUGGGAAUAUAUGUACUGGCUGGGCAAGUAGCCAGUACUAAAGCAGGCCCUGCUGUUACUAUUUCUUUUUUCAUUGCAGCUGUAGCAUCUGUAUUUGCCGGUUUAUGCUAUGCAGAAUUUGGUGCAAGAGUUCCUAGAGCUGGAUCAGCAUAUGUGUACAGUUAUGUCACUGUUGGAGAAUUGAUGGCUUUUAUUAUAGGAUGGAACCUUAUAUUAGAAUAUGUCAUAGGAACUGCAUCUGUUGCUAGAGGAUAUAGCGGCUAUUUAGACUCCUUAUUUAAUGGUACCAUUGAAAAACACCUGAGGGCGGCUAUGCCCAUAGAUAUUCAGCAUGUCUCUGCAUAUCCAGAUUUCCUAGCAUUUGGAAUAACACUGUUAUUGGCAACUAUGCUGUGUAUUGGGGUGAAGGAAUCCACACGUUUCAACACAGUGUUCACUGCCUUGAAUUUGGGGGUAGUAGUUUUUGCCAUCAUAGCUGGAUCUAUUAAAUCUGAUGUCAGCAAUUGGAAAUUAAAGGAAUCGGAGAUUCCUGCAUAUGCUGGUCAUGGUGGUUUUUUCCCAUUUGGAAUUUCUGGAAUGAUGUCAGGGGCUGCAACUUGCUUUUAUGGUUUUAUUGGAUUUGAUUGCAUUGCAACGACAGGAGAGGAGGUAAAAGAUCCUCAGAAGUCAAUUCCCAUCAGUAUAGUUCUUUCACUGUUGUUUGUAUUCCUUGCAUACUUUGGAGUCUCUACAGUGCAAACUCUCAUGGUACCCUAUUAUUUGCAAAACAAUGCUGCACCCCUUCCCUAUGUUUUUGAUUAUGUAGGAUGGCCUGUUUGCAGGUGGAUUGUUGCAGUUGGAGCUCUGGCUGGUCUUUCAACAAGUUUAUUAGGAGCCAUUUUCCCUCUUCCACGUGUUCUGUAUGCAAUGGGUUCUGAUGGCAUCAUUUUUCGAUUCUUAGCUAGAGUUCAUCCUCGUUUUCAGACUCCACUGAUAGCAACUGCAGUUUCUGGUGUUUUUGCAGGAACAAUGGCUAUGAUGUUCAAUGUCCAAGAAUUAGCCGAUAUGAUGUCUAUUGGGACAUUGUUAGCAUACUCUCUAGUUGCUGUAUCUGUUACUAUUUUGAGAUAUCGUUGUCCAGAUAAUGUUCAGCCAUCGCAUGCAAGGUACUCAUCGAUUCAGAACUCACAGAAACCUGGUUAUGAGACCGAGGGUAAUGGUAAAGCAAGUUUGUCAGACUCUUUAGCCAUUCCGCUAGAGAAGAUAACUUACAAUGCUGUAUUUAGACAGUUGUACAAUUUAGACAGAAUCGAGAAACCAACUGCAUUAACAUCAAAAAUAAGUUUUUCUCUUAUUACCAUAAUAUGUACAUUGAUUGUUAUAUUAGACGGACAGCUGGCAUUAAAUGAGACAGGCUUAGCAGAAAAAGAUUUAUUAUCGUUUUGCUGCUUAGGUUUAACACUUUUUUUUAUUCUCCUUUGUCUUAUCAUGCUACAUAGGCAGCCAUCAGAACAAACCAAAUUAUCAUUUAAAGUUCCUUUAGUUCCAUUUAUUCCUAUGUUAAGUGUCACCAUUAAUACCUAUCUGAUGUUCAAAUUGUCUGUUCUUACUUGGGAAAGGUUUGGUGUUUGGAUGGCAAUUGGUUUCUGUGUCUACUUCUUUUACGGUAUAUGGAAUAGCUCAGAGCGUAAAGACAGUGGUGGUGCCAAAAAUGUAUUCUGUGUUGAUGGCACACAAUUAGUGGACUGUAAUGACGUAUUGAAUGGCAGUCCUUUGCACAAAGGCAAGGCCAGUGUUGAAAGCAAUAUGUCUGAAUUAAUGGGGAGCUGCAAUUCCGCUGAAGUUCAGCUAAUAUCCAGUCACCCUUCCAAUGGAAGAAUUUAGUUGAUUCUUCCUCCCCUAGCGUUGCUUCCAUUAAAGGCCAAGUGAUUGCAGAAGAUUAUUGAAAACUGUGAUGCGUUCCAAAGAGUUUUUUUUUUCCUUCUUUUUUAGAAAAAAAUGUGCAUAUCUUUCUUAGAUUAACAGGUUAAUUCACUAUUCAGGCGAUAAUAAAUUUGAGAACGGGUGUCAGUAGAAUGUAAUUUAAAAUAUUAGUGAUUUUACGGGGAAAAUAAUUAAAUCGUGAACCACAAGAGGGAAAAACUGAGAAAUGUUAACGUUUUGAGAAAAAAAUCAUUUGUCAGGUACCCUAAAAGUCGGAAUUAAAUAAAUUCAUUUUAUUUUUAAAUAUUAUUUACAAAAGAAUUAGUCUUGUAUUAAUUCUUAAGAAAAAAUUAUUUUUCAACCCUAAAAGCAAGUAUAAAUAUUUUGUAAUAUAUUCUUUUCCUGAGAAUAAGGCAUAACUAUAAAAUUAAUAAUUAAAGUAAGGCUACUAGUUAGAAGAAUCAAGGAUAAUUGAUAGAAUAAUUGUGAAAAGAAAAAAGAUGUGUUUCUGGCCACCCGGUUGGUUAGUUUGUUUAGUUAUUUGCAAGUGAAGUUAAAUAAAUUUUAGUAAAAAGUGAAAGCAAAUUGAUGCCACAUAAUUAAAAUGAUCAUAUGCGUGCUAUUAUAUGCUGACAUUUACUGAAUUUCAAUGAUUAUAUAUUGUAAACGAUGGCUGUUGACAUGAUAUUUAUGCUGCGUGUAACUUAAAAUUUUUUAUUGUUUGAAUAGGAAAUUAGUCUUCUGUCUUAAAUACUUCAUUAUGUAUUAUUUUUCUAAACUAAUUUAAGUAAAAGUUUGUCAUUUUAAUUUAAGUAAGGUUGGAAAUUCGAAACAAUUUAUGCAUAUUUAAAAAAAAAAAUUCCCUUUAAAGGAAGAAAAUAUUGUUGAAUUAAAAUUGUACUUUUCUUUUUUCAUAUACCUUAUAAUGCUUGGCAAAUGACCUUAAACUGAAAUUAAAAAAGUUUUUUUAAGAAAAAAAAACACAUUUAUAUAAUUGUAGACACCAGUUUAUAAAAAUCUAUACAAAACAAAAUUAGUUAAAGAAUUAAUGUUAAGCAUCAUUCCUGUUGUAAAUAAUCGUUUUAUUUCGUUGUGUGUAGUAGUUUUGUUUUAAUAUGUGUUGCUACUUGUUUUAGUCAUGAACUAGUUAAACUUUAAUGAAUAAAGUGUAAGGAAAAUUUAUCUAACUCUAACAGUAUUGUGCAUGUUAUUCACACAAAGAUACUAUGAUUGCCAUGAAAAAGCAAUUAUUCUAUUGACACUGAUCCUUUUUUUUCACCUUAAGUUACAGUUCUGAAUAGGAUUUAAAAUUGUUCGAAAUUAUUUUCACUGCUAUUUUGAUUUAAAAAUAUUAUGAACUUCGCAUUUCAAAUCAUAUUUCAGGGUGAAGUUUAUUAAAACAAUAAAUGUUGAAUUUCUUAUACAUUUAUUUUUGUCUAGUCAUGACUUUUUUUAAAUUAAAUAUGUGGCUGUAGUGUAUAAAUAAUGUAAUCAUUAAUUUAGUUUUUAAAGAUAUAUUUAUUUUUCCCCAUGUCUAAUUCAAUGUAACUUUUAUCCAAUUAUGAGAUUAUUAAUAAUAGAAAGCAAAAAAGUUUUGUCAAUUUAAAAAUCAAAUUAAAUGUAAUUUUAUUUUUUGUUCUAAUCAAAAAAUAUAUAAUUCCGUUUUAUGUAAUUUUAAUUUUCAAUAUUAUGUUUGUAGGCAGCAAUUUCCUUUUUACAAUCUCGUGAUAAUUUUUAUUACAUGAGCCAACUAUUUCAUUUAUUUUGAAAAUUUUUAGUUGAGUGUUCAUAUUUAUAGUGUUCUUACACUAUUAACUAUUUUUUUAUACAUCCUUAUUUAUGUAGUCAUGAAGUAAAAUGUCAUAAAAACAACCUUUUUUUUUUUUUUUUUAACUAUUUUUGAUUUAUUUCAAUGAACAUGAUUUUUUUAAAAUUAUUAUUUAACCUUCCCUAAAAAUUACGCCUUUAUGAAUCUUACUGGUUUCAGAUUCAAAUUUUCUGUUGAUGAUCACUUUGUAUGCGUAAAACUUUAUUAUUGUAUUUAUAUUUUGAUCAUAUUUUUAACUUUUGUAUUAAAUUUUAAUUCAAAAUACUGAAUUCCAAUGUCAAAUAAUUUUGCCUCUGCCCAAUUUAAAUUUUCCAGAAACUUUGUGAUAAUUUCUUUGACAUAAUUUACUUUUAACACUGCAUUGUAUUCCCCUUGUAAGUUAUGUUACUGUUUUAUGAUAUUUUAAUGGUGCAAACCUUUAAUUAAUUUGGGAGAUAUGUCAUUCAUAUGUUUUAAAAUUUUUCUUAUUAAAAAAACAGUAUGGUUAAAAUUUCCUUUAUUUGAAAAAAUAGGUAAAAUCUCUCAAGUUAAUUAAAUUAUAUUCAAAUGACCUUAAUUAUUCUAUGAAACAUUUCAUAAAUUUUAUAUUAAUUACUUACUAUUUUUUGCAGACCAUUUAUUAAUAUAAACUUGAAUCAUUAAUAAAUUCAAUAGCAUUGAAAUCAAAGCUAUAGCAAUUAUUUAUUCUUUGUUAUUAGCAUUAACUUCCAAUUAGAAUUUUUGUAAAUGGAGCUAUUAUAAAAUAGUUUAUAAAGAAGGGUUUUCUAACCAGAGGAAUUAAAAUGAGUCUUAAUUAAUUCACCCAUAUUCAUUAUGAAUAUUGUCUUCUCGAAGAAUCCUGUUUAAUGUGAUUCAAUUUUUUAAUAAAUUUUGUAAUAUCCGAUUCCUAGCUAAUACAGGAUAAUCCAUAAUUUAAGCGAUGUGGUUUUUCUUUGAUAGAUUUUGAGCUAAUAAUUUUGCAUUUAUACUGAACUUAAUGACCGGAAAUUUUAAAUGGAAAGUUUUAUCAAAAUGGAAUGUUUGGAUUAGUGUUUAUUCUUAAAUAAAAACUUAACGAUCUGAGAUGAAUGUUUGAAAUUGGAUCCAGCUUUAUAAAAGAUUUAUUAAUUUUCCAGACCAUACUUAAUUUUAUAAAUUUAGGUUUCGGCAAUAUAAAACUAAGUUGUUGCACUCUUAAUGAAAAUAGUUAUUUUUCUUGACAUGAUGGACCUAUAAUAUCUAUUUUUAGUAUACACUAUAUUUAGCAUAAUAUGAAAAUAUGCUUCUAGUUUGUUACAUGAAAAAAUUAAAUGAAUGCAAUACCAUCAAAAAGCAAUCACAACACUUAGUUGGUCUCAAGAUUUUUUUUUCUUUUAAUGAUUUGUUUAUUCAAAAUUGUAUUUGUAAAAAAAAAGUUUAUAGAUUGUUAACCCUUUAAUGCAGACAUUUAUUUUAAACAUAUUUUUAAUACUUUUUUUUCAUUAUUUUGUAUUAAUUUAGGUCGAAAUAAAUGGAAAAUAUCACUAUAAUUAGCAUUUAAAUAAUUUAUGGUUAUGAAAUAGAGCAUGAAACACUGGUUUUUAUUUUCUGCAUGAAAGGUAAAAUCUUCCAAACAAUAAUUUUUCAAAAUUGCACUUAUUUUAGAACUAAGAGUAACAGUUAUUCAUCAUUAAAAUUUCUUUAAUUUGGAAAAAUCAAUUAUUGAUAAAUUUAUAAAUGAGGAAAAAAAAAGUCAAACUUUUUCUGUUUCUUAUAAUUUUUACUUGCGAUUUGAGCAUGAGAAAAAAAAUAUAUAAAAGGGACAGCAGUGUCUCAUCUGCAACUAAUAGUUAAAGUAUAAUAUGCAUUUUAAAUUGCAUAUAAUUAAAAAUGUUUCUGCAAUUAUUUAAUGAAAUAUAAUGAACAAACAUUUCUUAUCUGUCAGUAUAUAAAUAUUUAGUGAUAUAUUACGACAAAAAAAUUAUUAAUGCAAAUCAUUAGUUCAAAUAUAUAUGAGAAAAACUUUUCUGUUUUAAUAAGAAUUGUCUCUAUAUCUAAAGUACAAACCUAAAAACUACAUUAGCUUUUGAUUGUAGAAGAUACAAUUUUUUAGUCAAAAAUUGCAGCUCUGUACAUAAAACAAGUUUUUAUGUAAGAUCUACGAAUGUCCAAAAGAAAAAUAUAUUUAUUUUCCCUGGAGUCCUCAAUGUGAAUAAUUUUUUUCUAAAUAAAUUUUUAUAAAGCUUUUUACAGUGAUCAGAAUUUUUUUAUUUACAAUAAUGCAUGUAAGUUUUUAUAAAAUUGUUUGUGAUACAUAAAGCCUAUAAACAUAAAAGGGGAAAAAGUGUAAACAAAGCACAACUAAAAGUACAAAAAUAGGCAUACUAUAGUUUGGGUUCUAUGGACAAGAACAGUCUUUAGUGUCUAAACACAAAACUUUUGGCGUUUAGACAUUGAGGAAUGCUCUUGUAUUUAGAACCCAAACCAUAGUAUGUCUAUUUCUGUACUUUCAGUUGUGCUUUAUUAACUUUUGUUUAUAUAAACCCAAUUGACUUCCAAAUAUUGACUGAUAAUUUUUGUAAAUUCUACUAUAAAAAUUAAACAAUUUUUCUAGUUUUGUUUUUUUAUAAAUUGGCACUAUUUAUUAGAAUUACAUCGAUGGUUAUCGAAAAUGUAUUUAAUAUACUUUAAUCAUAAUUGUAUGUAUGUGUUUUAAAAGUUUUCAUUUCAACGAUAAUCAAAUAUUUAAAAAAAUUUAAAAUGAAGAAUGCUUAAUUUUAAAGAAAUGAAAAGUUAAAACAUCUUUAAAAAAAUAAAAUGGUGUUUUGUAAAAUAAAUAUGUUUUGAAAUUUUUUCGAAAAAUUAAUACUAUUCUUAAACUUUGUUAUUGAAAUCGUUUUGAAUAAAAUAAGUUUAGUGAUUCCUAUUUAAAAAAAAAACUUAAAUAUCAACAGAUAUUUUAAAUUGAUUAAAUUUUAAUCGUUAAUAAAAGGGGAUGUACCUUUAAAAAAUAGAGUUAAAAAAAUGUAAAGUGGGUUAAAAAAUGCUUCAGGAUUUUUUCCUGGAAAAUAUAUUGAUACAAAUUCAAAAUCAGUUUUGUAUAUUUGUCAAGUUUAGAAUAAUUUUUAUUAUUAUGAGAGAAAUGAAAAACCAGGACAUACCAUUUAGUUCUGUUGUUUUCAGGUGAAUUGAAAUUGUUUAUUUGCUGUGACAAUUCCUUGCACUAAAAAAAAUUUAUCUAAAAUUAAUCAUUUCAACAAAAUUUCAUUUUACAAAAAAUAAUACUGAAUCUUGUAAUUAAAGAAAAAAAAAUGAACUAAAUUGCAACUUUGUGAACAGUAGGUUAGCUGUAGAUAAUAUUGUUUAAAUUGACUUAAUAUCUAAAUUAAACUUAAAUCAAAACCAGAUGAUUAAUCAAUAUGGAAGAGAUUGCUGAAAAAAAUAAAGAAACUAUUAUCAAAUAAAGCAGUUACAUAUCGAAAGCUGAUACAUUUUUGUCAUUGACUUAGAAAACAUGUUCAUUCAAUAUUGGCUUGAGAAUUUUGAAGUUAUUUCUACACUAUUAUAAAUAAUUAAACUUAAUUUAUCAAAGCUUGCAGGUUGGUAUAUCUUCUUUAUAAAAGUUUUAUUUCUGUAGUUGCAUAAUAUAAAAUGAGUUAUGUUUGUUAAAUUUUAUUUUAUGUUACGAGACUACUUUUGUGUGUUUGUUCCUCCAUUUAGUUUUGAACAAAAAUUUCAUCAAUUUUAAUGCAUUAGAUGUUGCUCAAAAAUCUACAUUAAUUUAAUGUUUUUAAUAUUAGACUCGUGAUAUCAGUUUUCACAAAUUGUUGAAUAUUAUAAUUAUAUAUGCAUGUUUUGUGUAUUUCAUCAUUUGUAUAUAUUGCUUUUUUAUUUUAUUUGAUAUUCGACUGAAGAAAAUUGUAUAUUUUGUUAUGUUUGAAGCAGUGUAAUAUUUCAUUGUUAUCAAAAGACAUUUCUUGGUUCCAUUAUUUUUGAGAAAUAAAGUGUUUUUGUUUUUUGAUCAAGA
Molecule: messenger RNA, 8283 nt
Organism: Parasteatoda tepidariorum (common house spider)
Lineage: Eukaryota; Metazoa; Arthropoda; Arachnida; Araneae; Theridiidae
Product: cationic amino acid transporter 3
Biological process (GO): L-arginine import across plasma membrane; L-ornithine transmembrane transport
Cellular component (GO): plasma membrane
Molecular function (GO): L-arginine transmembrane transporter activity; L-ornithine transmembrane transporter activity; L-lysine transmembrane transporter activity
Source: RefSeq, a predicted model, not a curated record